CGUGAUUGAAAUGGAGCUAAGUAGUUUCCUUCAGGCAUUCGGGCUCUUGGCGAAGCGCCAGCCCUCGUUCCCAGUAGCCUUCAGAGGCAUUUAAACUCGGAGAGCUUCACUCUGCUCCCCAUUACUAAUCUACCUAAUGAGGAAUUUAAAUUAGCCGGGAAUAUGAAAGUUUAACAAGAUCUUAAUAAAUGCUUUUUUUGCUUGUUUUCACGGAAAAUCAAAGCACUAUUGUGCUGUCCCUGUAGAAACCCUUCUUGUUUUUAACAGCUUUGCAACCCAGUUCCCUAAUUAUAGACAAAUACAUAAAUACCGUGUGCAACAGUGAGUUUGGUUUUUGGGGGUUGUUUGUGGUUCUGAUUUUUCUGUCCAAUUUUUGCCUACACUCCGAGCCUGACCAGAGCAUGUGACCCAGUUUAGUGGAGCAGUGCUGGGGGAGAAAGGAGGCUGCUCCCAUGGCGGCACUGCUCAUGGGCAGAUGGAAAGGGGCUGUCAGGGGAAUGUGUAGCAUUUGGGACCGGGUUUUGCUACCGGGCUUGGAAAAGAUGAUCUUGCUAAAAUAAAUAGAGUUUGGUUUGGAAACUUGGUGUGUCCAUUUUCUGUGUAAACCUUCCAUAUGGAUCAUUUCCUAUAGUGGAAAGAAUAAUCCCAAAACAUCAGCUUGUUGCCAUAACAGUUCACGUUCUUAUUAUUUUUUUUUCUUUCUUCUUUUUUUUUUCUGUUCUCUGAAAAAUGGCUAGAAAGUCAGUAGGGUGAAAUGAAAUUGAAACCCACAGUUUCACCAAUUUAGGGUGGUUUUGUUUUUUGUUUUGUUUUCUUUCAGGGAGUCCAGGGGAAUGUGGUUGGGGGAAGUUGUCCAUGUACUGUUACAUGUACAUUUGCAGAGUACUUUCUUGGCAGAUGGUCAUGGUUUUAAAAGGAAGUCUCCUUUGGCAUUGCGUGAAAGAGAGAAAGAGAUGACUCACACAGUUGCACUCUUGGCCAGUAGAUAAAGUUCUUGUUCAUUGUGGGACUCCCAGCAGGACAUCAGAGUAAUUUCCCAUUCACAUCCUAUAGAACAGGACAUUUCUAUUCUGGAACUUUUUUCCUCCCCUCUCCUCUGUUGUUGAAGUUCUCCAUGUUCCUCUGAACACGCAUGGGAGCACUUUGAGUUACAUGACAUGUUUGGAGCUGGAACGGUAUCUUCAGAGUGAACCCUGUUACGUUUCUGCAUCUGAAAUCAAAUUUGAUAGCCAAGAGGAUCUCUGGACCAAAAUUAUUCUGGCACGUGAGAAAAAGGAGGAAUCUGAACUGAAGAACACAUGUGUCCCAAAAGAGGACAAUCUUGCUAGUCAGAACUUAGAGACCAACAGUUUGAAUUCUGACGUGAGCAGCGAAUCUUCAGAUAGCUCUGAGGAGCUCUCGCCCACAACAAAGUUUACCUCUGACCCUAUAAGUGAUGUUUUAGCCAGUUCAGGAAACUUGAGUUCAUCUGUCACUUCCACUCCCCCGUCAUCUCCUGAGCUGAGCAAGGAGCCUUCUUCCCAGAUAUGGAAUUGUACGCCGGGUGAGUUGCAUUCACCGGGGAAAAUCCGUACCGGUACCACUGGAAAGACUGCAGAAAAAGGUACACCCUCCAAUGGUGACACCUCGCCAGAUGGCAGAAGGCGUGUUCACAGGUGUCAUUUUAACGGUUGCAGGAAAGUUUACACCAAAAGUUCACAUCUGAAAGCACAUCAGCGCACUCAUACAGGGGAAAAGCCUUACAGAUGUUCAUGGGAAGGGUGUGAGUGGCGUUUUGCAAGAAGUGAUGAAUUAACCAGACACUUCAGAAAGCACACUGGUGCCAAGCCUUUUAAAUGUAGUCACUGUGACAGGUGUUUUUCCAGGUCUGACCACCUGGCCCUUCACAUGAAGAGACACCUCUGAAUGGGUCAAGAGGUGAAUCCUGCGGGCUAAGAGGCGUCAAGGUUGAAGAGCCUUGAGCGGAGGGAUGCGUGUUCCAGCCAAAGCAUGCCAUUUUGCACCCUACCCAGUUGCCUCCAGGACCUCACUUCCUUGAAGGUCUUUUGAGGGCUAAUAAGUCAUGUAAGAACGGCAUAGCAACCGCGGUGCGUGAUGUUUGGGGUUUCCUGGACUCAUACACUGGUAUCUAACCUUCUGAGUGGCUCCUAAGCCUUUGCCGUGAGCAUGUGCACUGAGAAUGUUAAUGAUUGGGCGACUGUAUGCGAUGAGGAUCUCUUGAUGACUGUAUGCUGAGGCACAUUUUUUUUCUUGUGGUUGUUUUAUAACUGUAAGAGAAAAAAAAUAGUUUGAAUGUCUUGUAUGUGAGGAAUAUCUCGUGAGAUGGGACGACCACCAAUCAUUUCCAAGGGGUGGGGGGAGGGGUGUCUGCACCUUUUUAGAGGGAAAACCUGAGAGGGGGAAAGGGGGGAAUAAAAAGAGUCAGGAUGCCAGAAUGGAAACGGGGAAACCUCCCUGUUCCUGUGUGAGAGGAGCUUUAGGUGUCUGGUGCAGCUAUUAAACGUGCAAUGUGUCAAGUAGCUUGUUUUACUUGCUACAGAGCUCAUUUGUAAUCCAUUGUAUAAGCUGUGUAUUUACAAAUGUAACACAACUAUAACUUUUCAUUAUAAUACAAAGGUUAUUGCAUGGUUCUGGGGAACUAUAUGCUUUUCCAUUCUUUAAUCAGGACUGCAGUUUUGAUUCCAGUUAAGAGCAGCUAAAAUACAAUUGGUCUAAUGUUACAUAAUGUAUGGAACAUGAAUAAUUUUUUUGUUGGGUGGAUAAAACCACUAUUGGUUAGAAACUGAUUUUUCUCAUGCAGCUAAUUUUUCUCUUAUUUAUGCCUUGAGGACUAACUUCUGGUUUUCUAGCUGUUAAUGCACUGUUGACCUUAAUAAUGGUGCCUUAUGCAAGUGACCUUCUCUUGCAGGGGGUCUUAUACAGGGGUAUGGGUGAUGCAUGCUUUAUUAAGGCUCUCUUUUCACCUGGCAUUGUACUGUAUCAAAUGUAUAAUAUGAGGGGCAAAAAGGUUACUUCCAGGGUCCUCCUUCACAAAGACAAAUAUAGAGAAAAGUCAUUCAUGUCAGUACAGUAUUUGUUUAACUUAGACAAUUUGACUGUGUUACAGUAUAAUGCAUAUGCCAAUUGAAUACCUGACCAGUUCUGCCACCUUGAGACAUUUUUUAUAUUGACCUUGCACAACAACUGUGUAUAUACACACCCCAACUGUACUUAAUAUGUCAAGUUUUCAUACAUAUUAAAGAUACAGAAGUAUUAAAAGAUGUAUUUGCUUAAAAGGCACAAGUUUCACAUCUAUAUAUCUAGCUAUCUGUUGGUCAUACAGAAAAAAAUUAUAUUACUUUUUUUUUAAAAGUGGGCAGAAAAAUAAUUGUGUAUGUAUAUUUGUGUGUACAGUCUGUGUAUGUGUGUAUAUAUAUAGAUAAUAUAUAAAUAUUUUUUUUAAAAGGAAAAGAAUUAGAACACAUAGCUAGAAAAUGCCACAGCCCAUCAAAAUAUUCCCUCUUCCCCUUUCCCCCUGCAAUACGGUCAUUAAGGAGACAAAGAAAUGAAAGAUACAGUUAAUUAAAAUCUAGCAUUUUUAGAGGCUUUACCUUUAGCUUAAUGGUAUGCUAAAGGCUUUGUUGGCAUUCAGUCCUUCUCAGACUGCUGACUGUGUUUUGUAGUUAAUAGGUUGUCUGGAAUAGCGUAUCUGUGGCCAUUUAAGAAUGAUAUGAACCGAAUAUUGGCAUGCUAAAAGAAUAUUAGCUGUGUGCAGAAGUACACUCGGGUUUUGGCCUUCCAGUUUACUGGAGGACCUGUGAGUGAGCUAGUCGUUGUGGUGGUUGAGCUCUAAUUUUACAUAGUUCAGCUGAAAUAAAGACUGUUUUUUCCUAGAGUAGAAAUAGUCUGUCCAAAACCAGUUUUGUUUUGUUUUGUUUUUUUUAAACCAGCUCACUACAGUCGAUGCAAUGAAACAUGUGACCUGUUUCUUUUACUAUUAAUUAUCAGUCUUGCUUACUCUGCUAAUAUUUUGCUAUAUCUUCCUGGAAAUGUAUGUAGAUAAGUGGUUUAAAAAAAGUAUAUGCAAGUGAUCUGGUUCUAUGGAACACACAGGCUUAAAUCAUUCUCAUUUCAUUUUUGGUUUAAAUUGCCUGAAAAUGCACUUUUUUUUUCUUCCCCCAAACAGACAAAAUUUUCCAAAAAAUGGAUUUCUAUUAACGAUUGGGUUUUGUUAUAUUUUUAACUCCUUAUUUGCAUUGUCCUUGGCUUAGCCGUAAUUCUUAUAAACAAGAAAUUAAAACAAACAAAAAAAAAACCAAAAAAAAAAAAAAAAAAAAAAAAAGCAAAAACAAACAAACCAACCCCAAACAAACAAACAAACAAAAAAACUUGCACUGGCUUGUCUCAAUUGUGAAAUACCAUCAGACUUGUGUGGAUGGGGUGGGGCUGUGUGCCAUAUGUCAAAUGCCUGUAAUUUUCUUAAUAAGCAAGUACAUUUUGUUCAGGUGAUAACUGAGCCUCAAUCAAGCUGAAAAAUAAAAAAAAAAUAAAACAUUUUUGCUUGAAAUUUAAGAAGAAAAAGUUUCUAUUAGUGAAAUUUCUUUUUUUGUUUUUGAAGCACCCUGUUAUCUAAAGAAUCUCUUUGUAAGAUUUUUGUAAAAAUUUUGUUUUACAAGAUUUUAUUUGAAAUUGUUUUUUGCAAGAUUGUUAUAUUUCUGUAUGAAUGUAUUUUUUAUUGGAAUAACAUAAAAAGAAAUUCUUAUCAGC
Parus major (Great Tit) is the source of this 4746-nucleotide messenger RNA. It is a transcript of the gene KLF6, whose product is annotated as Kruppel like factor 6. Gene Ontology annotation, biological process: regulation of transcription by RNA polymerase II. The record is from RefSeq and is a predicted model, not a curated record. Gene Ontology annotation, molecular function: RNA polymerase II cis-regulatory region sequence-specific DNA binding; DNA-binding transcription factor activity, RNA polymerase II-specific. The coding region runs from base 1153 to 1905 and encodes 250 amino acids. The transcript has 4 exons. NCBI's taxonomy places the organism in Eukaryota, Metazoa, Chordata, Aves, Passeriformes, Paridae.